This is a messenger RNA of Anopheles funestus (African malaria mosquito), 3712 nucleotides long. RefSeq lists its product as uncharacterized. Gene Ontology annotation, biological process: sterol biosynthetic process. The transcript has 6 exons. NCBI's taxonomy places the organism in Eukaryota, Metazoa, Arthropoda, Insecta, Diptera, Culicidae. Gene Ontology annotation, molecular function: iron ion binding; C-4 methylsterol oxidase activity. The coding region runs from base 1107 to 2909 and encodes 600 amino acids. The record is from RefSeq and is a predicted model, not a curated record.
CUCAACGACAUCGUGGGUAACCAUGAAUGGAUGAUGCCAUCUACAUAUCGAUUAGCUUCCAUUUCAGAUUAGGGCGUGUUGGCACCGAAUUAUGUAUUGCAGACUUGGCCGAGUGUUACAAUCAUUACACCGCCUAACAGCUUGUCAACAAGAGUACCAAUUAAACAUUCCCUUGUAUCUAAUGGAACGUUCGCGAGAUGAUCGUGAUGCUCCGUUAACUUCACCGGACAUAAAUUGCAUGUCUGACACAACAUUCCUUCGCUGAUGUAUUAAAUCACAAAAACCUGACCAUCACUGGUAUCUUGACCUAUCGCAAAACGCACGCUCGACUGCAUUCGGUAAAAGAUUCAUACCUUGUGGAGCACUACCGUCACAGCGUGCACUAUCCACGUCGAGAUCAUCUAAUGAUUUCUUCUUCUUGCCACUUCCGAAAGCGAACGUUCGCGGUCUCUUAACCCAGGUCGUUGAAACAUGUUUUGAAACUUUGGAAAGGAGUUUUUCUGCAAUGCGACGCUCGAAAUCAUUUGUUUCGUUCGAUUGCAUUUGACUUUGAUGAUCAAGGAUACGCGAAUUAAAGCCUAACGAACGAGACGUUCCGAUAUAUCGAUCCAAUUCCGAACUUCCGAAGCAGAACACACACACACAUACAAAAACCAGAAAGUGCUUGAAGCGGUGAGCUGAGAACCUACCAAACGGUUCAUUUUCUUCACGGUUCAAACAAAUUUGAAUACACGCGCGUAUCGCUCGUAACGCAACGUGAGCAGAAGAAGCGACUCACCAAGCUCACCGCAUGAGCGAAAGAACGUUCCGAAAAAGCCGAACGGCUCACGAACCAGAUCGGCCGAUCGGCUACCAAAAACCCAUCAAACGCGUUCGCUGACCACACGCACGCAAGCGGUGGAUGGGUCGUGUACCACCACUUACCAUGCACCGCUGCGUCAGCCCGAGCCAAUUAGCGCCUUGGUGACUUCGAUUCGGUGGUACUCUGCCGGAAGGCUUCAGUUGAGCGCAAGACGCCAACAACAGCGCACCGGCCUGUUAGUGAAUAAGGAUCGCUAAAUUGCUAUAAGUGUGAUUCGCUUACUAAACUGUGACAAGUAUCCACCAUGGAAACGCUACUCGAUCUUGCAGCGAACGUUACGCAGCUCCCGGUGGAAGAGUUUAUGAUCCCGAGCGUUGGUUGGGUCGAGCUCAAGUGGAACGGGUUUUUGGAUAUUAUCGGUGAUGAUAUCGAAACGCUAUACUUUUGGUUCCUGGCUUCGUACACGUACGCCUUCUUCUGGGUCGUCGGUGGUCUGUUCGUGCUGAUGGAUGUGACGAACAAACCACGCUUUAUGCGAAAGUUUAAAAAUCAACCCGGUGUAAAUGAACCACUCGAAUGGGAGAAGCUACUGAAUCUGAUGAAAACGGUCGCCUUCAACCAGCUCGUGUUCGGUCUGCCGACAUCGUACGUGUCGUUUCAGGUCGGCAAACUGAUUGCCGCCAGCAUUCCGGAUCCCCGCGUGCUACCAUCGCUGUACGUAAUUGUACGGGACGUUAUGGUGUGCAUUUUAGCGUGGGAGAUUACCUUCUACUACAGCCACCGGUUGCUACAUUCGAGCUUCUUUUACAAACGGAUUCAUAAGAAGCAUCACGAGUGGUCAGCACCGGUUGCCUGGGCAGCUAUGUACGCGCAUCCGUUCGAGUUCAUCAUCAGCGAUCUGCUUCCGGUGUACGUUGGACCGGCCAUUAUGACCAGUCACGUCUUCACGACCGUCAUCUGGUUUACGUUCGUCAUGAUGGAUACGCUGGUGGACCAUUCCGGGUACCAUCUACCCGUGCUGGGCAGCUCCGAAAUGCACGAUUACCACCAUCUCAAAUUCAACCAGUGUUACGGAUUGUUUGGCUGGUGGGACGGACUGCACGGUACGGAUAGUGAGUUUCGCAAGAAGAAACAAUACCAGCGGCAUCAUCGCAUCUUCAGCUUCAAGUCAGCUCGGGAACUGGUACCGGAACACAAUCACACGUUAGUUGAGGUGUCUGCAGUGAAUUUUACGAUAGAAUCACACUAUGAAGAUGUGUUGCAUCCUGAUACAUAUUUGCCGUCUGGUUUUAUCGAGCGUAAAUGGAAUGCUUUACUGGAUGUCAUAGGAGAUAAUCCCGACAAUCUCUACGUGUGGUAUUCAAUGCUCUACAGCUAUGGUUUGUUCUGGCUUCUUGGAGGGCUGUUUGUACUGAUGGAUUUGACAAAUCGGCCACACUGCAUGCGCAAGUACAAAACACAGCCCGGAACAAAUGAACCGCUCGAUUGGAUACGAUGCAAACAACUGAUCCAAACCGUCGCCUGCAACCAGCUAGUUUACGGUGUUCCAAUGACAUACUGUUCAUACCAUGGCCGUAAACUGAUCAGCGAUAUGAUACCAAACGUCCGUGUACUACCCACCCUGGAUGUCAUCCUACGGGACAUGAUGGUUUGCAUUAUUGCCUGGGAGGUGGCAUUCUACUACACCCAUCGCCUAUUGCACACGAGCAUCUUCUACAAGCACAUCCACAAAAAGCACCACGAAUGGAAGGCACCGGUAGCCUGGUCCGCUAUGUACGCACAUCCGUUCGAGUUCCUCAUCAGUGACCUGCUGCCAGUGUAUCUUGGACCGGCCAUUAUGAAGUGCCACAUAUUUACACUCACGCUCUGGCUAACGUUCGUGAUGUGGGACACGCUCGGUGAUCAUUCUGGCUAUCACCUUCCAUUUCUUGGCAGCUCCGAAUCGCACGAUUACCAUCACAUGACCUUUAAUCAGUGUUAUGGAAACUAUGGAUGGUGCGAUCGGCUCCAUGGAACCAACAGCGAGUUUCGUAAGAAGAAACAAUAUCAAAGGCACUAUCGAAUUUUCAGCCUAAAGUCCGCCAGGGAGUUAAUACCAGCGAAGUGAAUUUUCGUUAAAGAAAAGUGAAAUACUUAGAGCUUAAUAUCAUUCUUUUUUGUAGAAUAAAACUAUUUCCUUAUUUUGUAUAUUCGGUAAAAUGUAGACUGUGUCCCAUAAAACAACGAAAGCAAACGGUGCACUAACAGACUAGUACUGCUGUGUACUAACAGAAGAAUUGAUGUAACGCAUUUUAUGACCAUUUGUCCUCAGAUGAAGUUAUCUUUGUGGCGUAAUGACAAUAAACCAUGGUUCAAUUCAUGUCAAAGAUGUGCGAAACAUGUUGGCGAAAUUAAGGUAGGUUACGCUUCAGGCUCACGAUAGAGACCUUCAACUUUACUCGAUCGCCGACAAGAUGUAGAAGAAUGUGUGGUACUAGGUAGGUACGGAUUUGCCGGUUUCGUGCGGUCCGAUCAAUCAGUCCUGUAGGCAAUAUCAGUUAUCGUACGACAGUACAACGGUGCACAGGCGCUACUAGUGAUCGUGUAGUUCGGGCGUGAAGAGUUCUAUCCCUAAUCUAAUAGUCCGAAAAAAAAACGUUGUUUUGCCGUGAAGUUUAAAUUCUUCAGGGCCCAACAGAAUGGAGUAUGCGCACGUGCUGGAUGCUAAUUUUGGAGUGGCAUCGUUAGCGGUACAAAACAAGUCAACGUAUGUCCAGCUAAAUUCAACGAUUAGCUUCAAUUACAUCGAAACCCAGUGGAACAAGCUGCUUGAUAUCAUUGGUAAUUGGAACUUCUUCAUCCCAUCACUCUCUCGGGAUCAUUCAGGAAGAGUCGUUUCGUGAUUUCUUUUUUUACAGGAGAUGAUCCCGA